This is a messenger RNA of Plenodomus lingam JN3, 150 nucleotides long. Lineage: Eukaryota; Fungi; Ascomycota; Dothideomycetes; Pleosporales; Leptosphaeriaceae. The record is from RefSeq and is a predicted model, not a curated record.
AUGCAGGUAAGCCUAGAGCUACCGCAUCUACCCGAGUCUAGAUAUAUUACAUUCCAGAUGCCAUGCUCACCGACCUCUUCCGACGACGCAGUCAAGUGGACACCGCUGUGCAUAGUCAAAUUCGAUAGUCUCGACGUGAGCUAUGAGUGA